GUGUAACUCAAUGAAAAAGUACAUCUGUACGUACUCGUCAAUGGUAAGGCUACCGCGAUAGGCGAUAAGCGAUAAGGAUAAGCACGGUAACCUAACCCAAAACCAAAUAAUCCUAGUCCCCGAAAAUGGGAAUGAAUUGGCAUUGCAUGGCCACCAUCAGCACCAUUUCCCCCUUCCCAUCCCCAAACCUGACACAAGGCGACCCCUCCAAGACCUAAAGGACCUAAGGAUUCUCUCUACAUGCGUUUCGCAGGACGAGCGCCGUUCCGUUGAGUCUGUCACACGACGACCGUUAGACUCUUGUCGACGUCUAUGGAACUUGUCCCGUUCCCGUUCUCGUUGUCCAACUAUCUCUCAACCAACGGAGAACAGAAUAUUAUCGUCGACGCUCGUUUCGAAUAAGAAUACCUUACCUUACCUACUGUGGAUAUAUCUAUACCUCUGUCCCAAAGACCACCACCAUUCGAACGAUCUACCACCAACCGUUAAGAACGGGAACCCAACCAUGGCGCUCAUAUCAGUCAAAACCAUCCUAACAUCCCUCUGCCUCUUCCACAUCACUCUAGCCUACUUCUUCUACACGAAUCCCAACGCCAUCUCCGACCAAGCUCUCGUCUAUGUGUUAGGCGAAGCCAUGGGCAUGCCCCAGACAACCGCCUUCGCAAACCCCAGCGCCGUCUCCUCCCUCCUCGGCGUCUCUCUCCUCUUAACCGGCCUCUCCGACCUACUCACCCUGUCCCUCCCCGAAGAAGUAUGGCUGAUCCACUACUGGGGCGCACAAGCACCUCUCCGCAUCAUCGUAUUCGCCUCGCUAUCGCUAUUCGCGUAUUUCUCGACGCCGACCGCCGGCCGGUCCGGAGCAAACCGCCUAUCGCACCCGCUAACACCUCCCUCGUCCGCAUUUAUCCCCGGCGCCGCAGUUAGCGGUAGCGACGGCCUGCGCAACCGCGUCUUCUUCACGUUCGCCUUCCUCGAGUUUCUUAGUUGGUUUUGGGUCUGGGUCACGCUGAAGGAAGAGUCUGCCACCUUUCUCUCCCGAAAGAAGAGGAGGGGGAGCAGCAGUGGUGGUGAGGUUCUGCGGUAGAUGGGUAGAAGGCUGUGAGGGCAAGGGAAGUGGAUUGCGACAUGUUUGCGAACGUGUAUGGCUUUUCUUGUCUAGAUCCUGAGCUCUCACUUACCGCAGCUUUAUUCUCUCCCUUUUUUUUUAGCCAUGUUAUGUCGUGCAGCCGGUUUUUUAUAUGCAUAUUUUAGCGUGGGCAUAGGCAUAGGCAUAGGCAUAGGCAUGGGUUGUUGGCAUAUCUACGGCAUCGGGGCUAAGG
Daldinia loculata is the source of this 1319-nucleotide messenger RNA. RefSeq names its product increased loss of mitochondrial DNA protein 1. The coding region runs from base 506 to 1084 and encodes 192 amino acids. The transcript has 3 exons. The record is from RefSeq and is a predicted model, not a curated record. NCBI's taxonomy places the organism in Eukaryota, Fungi, Ascomycota, Sordariomycetes, Xylariales, Hypoxylaceae.